AUGGAAGACCUCAACACUUUGAGGAUAAAGAAACAAAUGCUCCUCAUUGAGCUAUCUGCAAUUGAGCAGAAAAUCAACUUGUAUGAACAAGUAACAACGGUCACCAAUGUACCGGAAAGCGAAAGCUUAAAAACAAAGGCUAUUCCAGUGCAAACGGCACCUGGUAAAGAAUCGACAAAUCCGUUGAAAGCUGAUGCUUUGCUAAAAAGCAUAAUAAAGGAGACAGCUACUCCUCUUCCUGAAGGAAAAACUAGCUUAUUGGUUAACCCCAAUCCUUGUACUGAAGGAAUCAGUAAAAUGACAACUUUGUCACCCACCAACAAAUCUGUGCAGGAAAAUGAAGCAUCUGCAAGAUUAAGCCUUGCCACCUAUCAAGAUGAUACAAGCAAAACUAACCAACCACUUCUUCGACCAAAAAUCCAAAAAGUCAAAGAAGCUCACAGAGACCAAAGGUUUGACGUUCCAAUUGACGUUCAACAAACGGUUAACUAUCCGGAAAUCUCUUUUGAAGAUUUCAGAACAAUCUGGAAGAAAGCAAGAGCUGCAUGCCCAGAAGAUCUUCUUUAUGAAAAGUUUUUCACUACGGAUAAGAAGACAAAAAGUCUGUUCAACUUCCUCGAAGGAGCAGUAGCAAAUUUAGUCUACCAAGCCUUUCAAGCUGGACUAAUCGACAAUAUCUACCCAAGUUGCAACCUUCAAGAACUCAAAUUCUUCCCAAGCAGCAUGGUAGAAUCCAUUAAGAACUUUCGAAAGAAAGUACUUAAAGCAAAAGAUAACCCGAUCUACAUCAGAUGCAUCUCUUCACUCCCAGAAUGGAUUCAAGAAUCAACUCUUUCUUCAUACCAUUUUCUGGAAAUUGGUCUUUCUAAAACCAAUAGAGAAAUUGAACAAUCUCGACCAAUGGAGGAUAAAGAUCUACCAUUCACAGAAAUUCUUCAUCCCAAUCGCAUCAAUGGGUUAAGAAGAAUCUCAGAAAAAAUCAUUGAGAUUAUCUCUAGUUCAAAAAAGAAGAUUAAUUAUACCAACUCACAUUGUAUAAUUACAAGCUGGAGUUACAACACCAGUCAAGAAGAUCUUCGUCAAGCCUCUAUGUUUGGCGAAAAAUUCAUGAACAAUACCAUGGAAGUCUCCAACGCUACACACCAACACUUCUGCCGACAUGCAGAACAACUUUUCGAAGAACAUCUCUGUCACUUUUGCGAAAGCAAAGAUUCGGAGACAAAGGAGGGGCCCUCCUCUGAAGAUGACAAAUCCUCAUCAUGUUAA
Molecule: messenger RNA, 1266 nt
Organism: Lactuca virosa
Lineage: Eukaryota; Viridiplantae; Streptophyta; Magnoliopsida; Asterales; Asteraceae
Source: the annotation of a GenBank genome assembly